UUGGCUUGCAGUGAGAUAGCGGCCCCCGCGCCUCUCUCUUCCUGCCGCAGGCACUUCUCACGCGAAAUGGCAGAUUCAGGGGAAUCCAUUCAAGAUGCUUUGCUUUUUGCCCUGGAGGACCUCCGUGGGGAGAAUUUCAAGAGGUUCAAGUACAAGCUGUGCUUCCUCCAUAUGGAAGGGAGGGAGACCAUCGCCCAGGAGAAGCUGGCGAACGCUGACCGGGUGGACACCGUGCAGCUGCUGCUUAAGGCCUACGGCGAGGAGGGGGCUCAGGAAGUGGCCGUCCAGGUCCUCAAUUCCAUCAACGUGCGGAAUUCUGCUACCAGACUCCAGAAUUGGAAAUAUAACGACUGGAAGAAAAAAUAUAAACGAUACAUCCAGGACACGUUCUGGAAUAUCCCUGAAUUGGGCUCUGAUCCUGCCCUGAUGGUGAGUCUCCACCAAAGAUACACCGAGUUGCUUCUCAGCAGGAAACUGUGUCCUCAGGAGAGAACCCACGAGCUCGUGGCCGUGGAAAGAAGGCACCGGAAGGAGGAGACUCAUCCAGGAGACUGCCUAGAAGUUGGCGUGGAGAAUCUCUUUGAUCCUGAUGCUGAGGGGAAAAGCUCCAGAACCGUUGUGCUACUUGGACCUGCUGGGGUGGGGAAGACCACGGCCAUGAGGAAGUUGAUGCUGGACUGGGCAUCUGGAAAAUUCUGGCCGGCGAAGUUUGAAUAUGUUUUUUACAUUUCUUGUAGAGUGGUGAACUACAGCAGCAAGCCCAUGAGUGUGGACGACCUGAUACUCAACUGCUGCCCUCCAGGAACUCCCCUGACAGAGGACAUCUUCUUGAACCAAGACAGCGUCCUCUUUCUGGUGGAUGGUUUUGGCGAACUGGAGCACGGUGGUCUUCCGAGUGACGUGCCAAGCAGUGACCCACAUAAAAAGCAGGCUGCCGCAAGCCUGGUGAUGGGUCUGCUUCGGAAAAACCUCCUUGCCAGGUGCCACCUCAUUGUGGCUACAAGGCCUUUGGCUCUGGGGCCACUCCUGCAGUGCCUGAGGUUGCCUCAGUUUGUGGAGGUCCUGGGAUUUCGCCCAGCUCAGAGGAAGGAGUAUUUCCACCACUUCUUUGAGGACAAGGAAGAAGCCACUCAAGCCUUUGAACUUGUCAGAAGCAAUGCAACUGUUUUCAGUAUGUGCUUCCUCCCCGUUGUGUGUUGGGUUAUCUGCACCAUCUUCAGGCAGAAACCCCAAAGGGAGUGCCUUAAAGAUAUCCCAGAGACUGCAACGGUCACAGAAAUUCACAUGCGGCUCCUCCUUAGUUUCUUGGAGUGUCACUCCAGGUGGAGUGAUCUGGAAGGACUUUGCUCCUUAGCCAAGGAUGGGAUGCUCCAGAAGACAAUGGCCUUUGACAAAGAAGUGCUGAAAGACCAUGGUUUGGGCUGUUCAGGCUUGGAAAACCUUUCUUCAAGUAAGAACGUUCUCCAUCCAGAUACCCACAUAACAACCACGUACAGGUUCAUCCACUUAAGUUUCCAGGAGUUCUUUGCUGCCUUGUUCUACCUUCUGGACACAGAUACGGACACAGAAAGGUCUUUCAAAGACCUGGCCGAGGUACUUGGAAAUAAGAAAGAAUACAGCGGCACCUACUUCAUGUUCGUGCAUUUCCUCUUUGGCCUCUCCAAUACGAAGAGGUUGAGCGUUCUGCAAGAAACGUGGGGCCUAAAACUGUCCCGAACAAGGCUCUGUCAAGAGUUGUUGAGGUGGGUGAAGGAGGAAGCCAAGUGCCAUUCCUUCAGGAAAGGGGAGCAACUGCUGGAAUUGUGUCAUUGCCUCUACGAGAUGGAGGACCCUGCAUUUGCAAAGAGCGUCAUGGCACAUGUCCGCAACCUGGACCUCCAAGACCAGCUCUUUACCAAGCUAGAUUUUGCAGCGCUCUCAUUUUGCCUAUCAUCAGCUGACACUCUCUGCUCACUACAACUCUCUGGUUAUGAGCUGGGGCCUACAGGGGUUACCCAGCUCUUUCCAGGACUUCUGAAGUCUUCAGAGAUUCAGCUGAACCAUUGCGGGCUCACAGCUGCCGCAUGCAAAGAUUUCGCUGCCAUUGUGAGCAAUCAGAGUCUGACCAGUUUGGACCUGGGUGAAAAUCCACUGGAAGAUUUUGGCGUAAGCCUCUUAUGUGCUGGUCUUAUUGAUCCACGCUGUAAGCUACUGAGUCUCCGGCUGCAUCGCUGCAAUCUCACAGCCGCUGCAUGUGAGCCCCUUUCGCAGUUCCUGGCAUCUAAUCAGUGCCUCACCGAACUGGACCUGAGCGAGAACCCCCUGGGCGAUGCGGGAGCCAGGAAGUUGUGCGCGGGGCUGAGCCACCCACAAUCUAGGCUGCAAAGACUCACGUUGCACGACUGUGAUCUCACUGGCAGCGCCUGCAAGGAUCUUGCCUCUGUCGUAAAAACCCACAAGACCCUGACGGAGCUGGGCCUGGGAGCUAACAGCCUUGGAAAUCAAGGCGUCAGGCAACUCUGCGCAGUGCUGAGGAACUGCAAACUUCAGAGACUGGCGCUUUCAAUGAAAUCCCUAAAUCAAAUCACAAGGGAUAAGCUGCGGGCAGCCACACCCCCUCUGAUGGAUCUGGUCUCCUAUUAUCCACCUGACUGUGCAGUCUGGCCAGCUGGGCUGAAAACAACAGAAUGAAAUUUAAUAGGGAUAAAUACCAAGUUCUACACCUAAGAAAAACAAAACAAAUGGACAGUUACA
Molecule: messenger RNA, 2733 nt
Organism: Elgaria multicarinata webbii
Lineage: Eukaryota; Metazoa; Chordata; Lepidosauria; Squamata; Anguidae
Product: NACHT, LRR and PYD domains-containing protein 12-like
Exons: 6
Coding region: 67-2670 (867 amino acids)
Cellular component (GO): cytoplasm
Molecular function (GO): protein binding
Source: RefSeq, a predicted model, not a curated record